AUUAUAACUUGAUACUCUUUCACACCUUAUACUUUGGUUAUACAUGAGUGAAUUAUACUUUGAUUAAAAUAUUCCAUAAUAGAUGUGGGUGAAAAUAUGGCCUUAUUAGGGUUUUCUUCAGAAGAGUUUGUUUUUGGGGUGGAAAAGAAUAUUUAUGAACAUGUUUAUAGUUUUGUAGAAAUUAACAAAAAUACACACUAUUGUUCCAAUGUUUGGCAUAAUUGUUUCAGAUAUAUCUAUAAAAUGAUUGAAAUAUGAUUCUAGUGUUAAAGACUUAGGUUUCCUAACAUUUUUUUUUAUAUAAAAAGCGGUGGGUGAAGCACAGACACACAGCAGGCCGUUGUAAUGUUGCAAAAAACUGAGGUUUUCUUUAUUUAUGGCAUGCUGGGGGUGUGCGUGAGUGCGAUUGUGUACGUGCGUGUUCUCGUGUGCUUGCGAGUGGGCGUGGCUUGUAUGGUGCGGGAUCAGUGGGCUGCGGUAUUGCCGGAGAUGUGCCGGUGCUUUCUGGAAAAACGGGGACUCUUCUGGGCGGUCAGGCAACGCCGUGUGUUUAGCUGGGGAGCGGAGGCUUCGCUCGAGUCUUUGAAUCUUCUGAAAGAAAGAGACAAACACACCCUCUCUCUCUCUCUCUCACACACACACACACACACACUUCCCAUUAGUCAACACGUAAUGUCACCAAUGCUACGAGCUGGCAGGAAGCCAUGCCCACAUGUCACAUAAGCGGAUUCUCCCCUGUCCAGUGGAAGAGCGGCCCUUUUAUACUCUCCCCUCAUCCGCUGAAUGGUGGAAUUCUCCCGUGUGGCGCACCAGUCAUCGGUCGGGGGUAUGUCGGCGGCUCCGCCCCACCGCCAUAUGCUUCCUGGCUGUCCACAACAUUGAAGUGGGGCCGUCUCUUCAGCGCUUCGUGGGGCCGUCUCUUCAUGCUCCAUGUUCCGCUGAAGACGUCGUUUUCUUUGCUACGCACCGUAUGUCGCUCCCCCUUCCUGCUCCACAGAGGACAUCGUUCCCCCCCUCAUGCUCCGUGGAGAGCAUUGUUCCUCCCUUUGGCCUCGCAGAGAACCUCGCUCCCCUGUCCUGCGGAGGAAGUUGUCCCACUGUCCCACCACGGAGACAGUCUCCCACUGUCCUGCCACGGAGACGUCGCUCUGUGCUCCAGCCCCGCUGAGGACGUCGGUCUGUGCUCCAGCCCCGCUGAGGACGUCGCUCUGCGCUCCAGCCCCGCUGAGGACGUUGCUUAGUCUCCUAGUUCUGCUGGGGACAUUUUGCCCAUAUUACAGUAUUAUGUACCACUGCUCAGAUUGUGGGAAGAGUUUUAGUAAAAGUCAUCAUCUCAAAGAUCACAAGCGGAUCCACACAGGAGAGAAGCCAUAUUACUGCUCCCACUGUGGAAAUAGUUUUACUUGUCUGAGUACUCUCCAAAAGCACAUGCACAUCCACACAGGAGAGAAGCCGUAUCACUGUGGACAGUGUGAGAAGAGUUUUACACGUCAAAGUCAUCUCCAGCAGCACGAGCUCAUUCACAUGGGUGUAAAGCCGCAUUGUGUGGACAGUUUGAGAUGAGUUUUAUUCGAGCCAUCUCAAACCACACCUGUACAUUCACACAGGAGAGAAGCCGUAUCACUGUGGACAGUGUGGGAAGAUCUUCGGACACACCAGCGCAUACACACAGGAGCGAGGCCAUACCAAUGCUCGCAGUGCAGGACAUGUUUUCUUAAUCAGAGUGCCCUCUACAGCCACGAGCAGAGUCAUAGAAACCGUACCUCUGCGGACAAUGUGGAUGGAGCUAUACUUAUUCAAGUUCAUUAAGGAAACACAAGUGCUCUAACAUAAAGCCAUCAGAUCUUGAUAUGUGAAUUUGUCAAAUGCUCCAUCUUUGCAGUGUCCAUUUAACUACAGCAAACUACACUGUAUGGCCAAAAGUAUGGGGAUACCUGACCACCACACCCAUGUCUUUUGAAGAUCCUCUGAUGGAACUGCAUCCAAUCAAUGGUCCCUUGAACCCAAUGUUUCUGAUAUAGUUUUCAGAUUUACUGCAACCCUGACCAGGAUAACAGUUACACUGUAAGAUCAAUGAAUGGAUUUUUGUUGUGUAUAUAUGUUUCUUUAAGAAGUAAGCUGAUGUUUGUAUGACCUGCAAGUCUUAGAAUUUUAUGCAGGAUCACUAUCACAGUCAUGGACGGAGUGAAUGGAGCAUUGAGAGAGUACAUUACCAGGG
This is a messenger RNA of Ictalurus punctatus (channel catfish), 2218 nucleotides long. RefSeq names its product zinc finger protein 436. Gene Ontology annotation, molecular function: DNA-binding transcription factor activity, RNA polymerase II-specific; RNA polymerase II cis-regulatory region sequence-specific DNA binding. The transcript has 2 exons. The record is from RefSeq and is a predicted model, not a curated record. NCBI's taxonomy places the organism in Eukaryota, Metazoa, Chordata, Actinopteri, Siluriformes, Ictaluridae. The coding region runs from base 1018 to 1563 and encodes 181 amino acids. Gene Ontology annotation, biological process: regulation of transcription by RNA polymerase II.